AUGAAUUCUUUCGCAAAAUGGGCGCUUAUGUUAUUUGUUGUCGUGUCGGUCAUUCUUAACGUGAUUCUAAUCGGCAUCUACUCGGUGAGGUUGCCUAAAUGUCCUGCUCACCGUACACCCGCGACGCACAGCAAACAUGAUGAGCGGAGCCUCGUUUUUGCUGAUCUCUCACCGGAGGAGUACGCGCAAGUCCAGCAGUACAUGUUCAAGCAGAAAGGUUUGGAUAUAUCCAUUAACCAGAUCACAAAGCCAUCGGACAAUUUUUUAUUCUUGAUAGACCUUUCUCUUCCAAGGAAAGUGGACUGUUUGGCUUAUUUGGAUGGAAAAGGCGCAAAACCUGAAAGGCUGGCUACAGUAGUGGUUUUCUUCGGUGCAAAAGGGCACAUCAAGGAGUACGCGGUGGGGCCCCUUCCCCACCCAACUUACCACAGAGAUGUCACAAAAGAGCGUUACCAAAUGGAUUUGCCUCUCAGUAAGCGCUUGGUGACCGUUGGGGAAUACGCGCAGAUUUUUCAGUUUAUUGAGAAUGAGGUUUUUUCUAAGCUGGAAAAGCUCUUGAAAGAGAGCUUCGAUGUGAGUCCCGGGAAAACACUGAAUGCUUUCGAACAAAUGCCUCGUGGAGUCCGAUCUGGGGACAGAAAGACUUGGAUAUCUUUCUUUAGAGAUAUGAGCGGUAUGUACAUUCAUCCAGUGGGCUUCGAGGUACUUCUCAAUCAUGAGAAUACAAACGCAUCCCAAUGGCGCAUCGAGCGGCUGCUGUACAACGGCAUAUACUUUAAAUCGGUGGAAGAACUUAAACAAAGUUAUGACAGCGGAUACGUGAAGAAAAUCACUUAUCAACACAUUCCAGAUUACGGCUCUCUUAAACCUAGAAAGAAACCUUCUCAGAUCGGCCCACAGCAGUAUUAUGUGGAGGGGAGACGCUACAGCGUCAAGAACAACCAUGUCAUUUACUUGGACUGGACCUUUGCUUUUGGGCUGAGCGCUCUCACCGGCAUGAGGGUCUUCGAUGUGCGGUUUAAUGGCGAAAGGAUCGUUUACGAGCUGAGCGUGCAAGAGGCCAUGUCUGUGUACGGUUCAGUGACACCGGGAAUGAUUCUCACAAAGUUUUUGGAUUCGAGCAUCGGGAUAGGACGCUUCGCACACGAACUUGUCCGCGGUGUCGAUUGCCCCUACGAAGCCUCCUAUGUUGACACGUAUCGCUACAUCGAUGUCCCUGCCCCAGUCAGGUUCAGGAAUUCCAUUUGCAUCUUUGAACACAACAUGGGUCAGCCCCUCCGGAGGCACUUCUCUGACUUUUUCCAGAAUAGCUACGGAGGGAUGGUGAACAGCGCAUUAGUGUUGAGAACAAUCACAGCCAUAGGAAAUUACGACUACAUGUGGGAUUUCAUCUUUUAUCAAAGUGGAACAUUGGAAGCCAAAGUUCAUGCCACCGGAUACAUUUCGUCCUCUUACUUGGUUGAUGGCAGCUUAAAGUAUGGGCAUCAAGUAGCUAAAAAUGUCCUGGGAAACAUCCACACACAUUUCAUCAACUUCAAAGUGGACCUGGAUGUAGUGGGUGUCAGGAAUGUGUUCCAGACCAAAGAUAUGGAGUAUGUUAAUGUGUCUUUGCCAUGGAUACCUGAUCGCUUUGCUAUGGUUCCUCAACUCGUGGAAAGGCAGCUUCAAACAGAAAAGGAAGCUGCCCUCCGUCAUGAUACAAAGACACCUCGCUACCUUCACAUAGCCAGCAAUACAACCAAUCGCUGGGGACAUCAGCGUUCUUACAGACUCCAGGUGCUGAGUUUCACAGGGGAUCACUUACCAGAGAGCCAACCUGAGGAGAGGUCAAUGUCCUGGGCCAGGUAA
Messenger RNA from Menidia menidia (Atlantic silverside), 1848 nucleotides. Lineage: Eukaryota; Metazoa; Chordata; Actinopteri; Atheriniformes; Atherinopsidae. The record is from the annotation of a GenBank genome assembly.